Sungouiella intermedia is the source of this 405-nucleotide messenger RNA. NCBI's taxonomy places the organism in Eukaryota, Fungi, Ascomycota, Pichiomycetes, Serinales, Metschnikowiaceae. The record is from the annotation of a GenBank genome assembly.
AUGGGCGAACACCAUCCAGAUGUCGAAGUCCUCAAAAUCGUACUCCAGGUCGAUGGUAAAGAGCCCGAAGAAGUUACCGUCUUAGGAAACAAGGACAUCCACUUUGAGAUCCCCGAGGGUUCAGAGUACUUCAUGACCAUCCACUUCACGGUGUCCAAUAACCCAUUGAAGGAGUUCAAGUACAAGCAGGAAGUCAAGAAGGCUGGAUUUGUCGUGAAGUCGCGUGAUGUCUACAUCGGCGAUGAAUUUCUUCCUAGAGAAGAGCCAUACGUUGUGGAGUUUGAGAAGGAUCUGACUCCCUCUGGCUUCAUGUUCAGAGGAAACUUCAACUGUACUUCUACCUAUCUGGCCAAUGGCGAGUUUUUGUACGCACAGGACUGGACCUUGACCGUUUCCAAGAAGUAA